GCCGGAGUCGGCGGCGGGUGGCGGCGCCUGGAACCUGGAGACCGAGCCGCCCCCUGCUUCCUCCUCCCUCUCCGGCCCCGGGAUGUCCUGACGCCCCUUUCUGCUCUCCUUCCCUCUCCGCCCCCCAGCCCCCCCAUUGCAGGAAGGAGGCGCCCCCGAGUCUCCCCUCCCGUGAGAGGGGCCGCGCGGGCCGGGCCGGGCCGGGCUGAAGCGGCGGCGGCGGCGGCGGCGGGAGCCGAGCCCGCAGCGAAAGACCGGCCGAGGCGCGCGGAGGGAAGGAGGCGAGCGCUCCGUGUCGCCGCCGCCGCCGCCGCCACUCGCUUGCGGGGAAGAGAUGGCGGCGGAGCUGGGAGCCCGGCGGCUCCGCGGCACCUCCUCCUCCUCCUGGCUCUGCUGCUUCUUGCUGCUGCUGCUGCUCGGGCGCCCGGCCGCGGCGGCCAGAAGCGGCUCCCCGCCGCAGUCCGCAGGAGCCAGCUUUCGAACAUUCACUCCAUUUUAUUUUCUGGUGGAGCCGAUGGACACACUCUCGAUUCGAGGCUCCUCUGUUACGUUAAAUUGCUCAGCAUAUUCUGAGCCUUCUCCAAAAAUUGAAUGGAAAAAAGAUGGGACUUUUUUAAACUUAGUAUCAGAUGAUCGACGCCAGCUUCUCGCAGAUGGGUCUUUGUUUAUCAGCAGUGUGCUGCAUUCCAAACACAACAAGCCUGAUGAGGGUUACUAUCAGUGUGUGGCCACCGUUGACAGUCUUGGAACUAUUGUCAGCAGAACAGCCAAGCUCACAGUAGCAGGUCUUCCAAGGUUUACAAGUCAGCCAGAACCUUCCUCAGUGUAUGCUGGAAACAAUGCCAUUCUGAAUUGUGAAGUUAAUGCAGAUUUGGUCCCAUUUGUGAGGUGGGAGCAGAACAAACAGCCCCUUCUUCUGGAUGACAGAGUUGUCAAACUUCCAAGUGGGACGCUGGUUAUCAGCAACGUGACUGAAGGAGAUGGGGGACUCUAUCGCUGCAUAGUUGAAAGUGGUGGGCCACCAAAGUAUAGUGAUGAAGCGGAAUUGAAAGUUCUUUCAGAUCCUGAGGAAACCCCAAACUUGGCAUUUUUGAAACAGCCUUCUUCCUUAGUCAGAGUUAUGGGUCAGAAUGCGGUGUUGCCAUGUGUUGCUUCAGGAUUUCCUGCUCCAGCCAUCAGAUGGUUGAAAAAUGAGGAGGUGCUUGACACAGAAAGCUCUGAAAGGUUGGUGUUGCUGGCAGGUGGUAGCUUGGAGAUCAGUGGUGUCACUGAGGACGAUGCUGGGACUUACCUCUGCAUAGCUGAUAAUGGAAAUGACACAAUUGAAGCACAAGCAGAGCUUACUGUACAAGCCCAACCUGAAUUCCUGAAACGACCUGCCAGUAUAUAUGCUCACGAGUCCAUGGACAUCAUAUUUGAAUGUGAGGUGACUGGGAAGCCGACCCCCACUGUGAAGUGGGUCAAGAAUGGAGACAUGGUUAUCCCAAGUGACUACUUUAAGAUUGUAAAGGAACAUAACCUUCAAGUUUUGGGUCUGGUGAAAUCAGAUGAAGGGUUCUAUCAGUGCAUUGCCGAGAACGACGUUGGAAAUGUGCAAGCGGGAGCCCAACUGAUAAUCCUUGAACAUGAUGUUGCCAUCCCAACAUUACCUCCCACUUCACUGACCAGUGCCACUACUGACCAUCUAGCACCAGCCACAACAGGACCACUGCCUUCAGCUCCUCGGGAUGUCGUGGCCUCCCUGGUGUCUACUCGCUUCAUCAAAUUGACAUGGCGGACACCUGCGUCAGAUCCUCAUGGCGACAACCUCACCUACUCUGUGUUCUACACCAAGGAAGGUAUCGCUAGGGAGCGUAUUGAGAAUACCAGUCGCCCAGGAGAGAUGCAGGUAACCAUUCAAAACUUAAUGCCAGCAACUGUGUACAUCUUCAAAGUUUCGGCUCAUAACAAGCAUGGCUUGGGAGAGAGUUCAGCUCCACUACGCGUGGAAACACAACCUGAAGUUCAGCUCCCCGGCCCAGCACCUAACAUCCGAGCUUAUGCAGCAUCACCUACUUCCAUCUCCAUUACGUGGGAAACACCACUGUCUGGCAAUGGGGAAAUUCAGAACUAUAAACUGUACUACAUGGAAAAAGGGACUGAUAAAGAGCAGGAUGUUGAUGUUUCAAGUCACUCCUACACCAUUAAUGGGUUAAAAAAAUAUACAGAGUAUAGUUUUCGAGUGGUGGCCUACAAUAAACAUGGUCCUGGAGUCUCCACACAGGAUGUCGCUGUUCGAACAUUGUCAGAUGUUCCCAGUGCUGCUCCUCAGAAUGUGUCCCUAGAAGUGAGAAAUUCAAAGAGUAUUAUGAUUUACUGGCAGCCACCUUCUCCAGCCACACAAAAUGGGCAGAUUACUGGCUAUAAGAUUCGCCACCGAAAGGCCUCCCGAAAGAGUGAUGUCACUGAGACCUUGGUAACUGGGACACAGCUGUCUCAACUGAUUGAAGGUCUCGAUAGAGGAACUGAAUAUAAUUUUCGAGUGGCUGCUCUCACAGUCAAUGGUACAGGUCCAGCAACUGAUUGGCUGUCUGCUGAAACUUUUGAAAGUGACCUAGAUGAAACUCGUGUUCCUGAAGUGCCUAGCUCCCUUCACGUCCGCCCUCUUGUCACCAGCAUUGUAGUGAGCUGGACUCCUCCAGAGAAUCAGAACAUUGUGGUCCGAGGCUAUGCCAUUGGUUAUGGCAUUGGCAGCCCUCACGCCCAGACCAUCAAAGUGGACUACAAGCAGCGCUAUUACACCAUUGAGAAUCUGGACCCAAGCUCUCAUUAUGUGAUUACCCUGAAAGCAUUUAACAACGUUGGUGAAGGCAUCCCCCUGUAUGAGAGUGCGGUGACCAGACCUCACACAGUGCCAGAUCCCACUCCCAUGAUGCCACCAGUGGGAGUUCAGGCUUCCAUUCUGAGUCAUGACACCAUAAGGAUCACAUGGGCGGACAACUCGCUGCCCAAACACCAGAAGAUUACAGUCCGGUACUACACUGUCCGAUGGAAGACCAAUCCCAAUACACUCUAUGAAUUCUCUGUGAUGGUGAAAGGUCGACGAUCAAGCACAUGGAGUAUGACAGCCCACGGGACCACCUUUGAAUUAGUUCCUACUUUCUCACCUAAGGAUGUGACAGUUGUGAGUAAAGAGGAACCCAGGACCAUAAUUGUGAACUGGCAGCCUCCCUCUGAAGCAAUGGCAAAAUUACAGAUUUCCCAUUAACUCAUUUGGACAGGUUACAUCAUAUAUUAUAGUACAGACGUGAAUGCAGAGAUACAUGACUGGGUAAUUGAACCUGUUGUGGGAAACAGACUGACUCACCAGAUUCAAGAGUUAACACUUGACACACCCUACUACUUACAAAAUCCAGGCCCGGAACUCAAAGGGCAUGGACCCAUGUCUGAAACCGUUCAGUUCAGAACUCCAAAGGCCUUAGGGUCUGCAGGAAAAGGAAGUCGGCUGCCAGACCUAGGAUCUGACUACAAACCUCCAAUGAGUGGCAGCAACAGCCCUCAUGGGAGCCCCACCUCUCUAGACAGCAGUAUGCUGUUGGUCAUCAUCGUUUCUGUUGGCGUCAUCACCAUUGUGGUGGUCGUGAUCAUCGCUGUCUUUUGUACCCGGCGUACCACCUCUCACCAGAAAAAGAAACGAGCUGCCUGCAAAUCAGUGAAUGGCUCCCAUAAAUACAAAGGGAACUCCAAAGAUGUUAAGCCCCCAGACCUCUGGAUCCAUCAUGAGAGGCUGGAACUGAAACCCAUUGAUAAGUCCCCUGACCCAAACCCUAUCAUGACUGAUACUCCAAUUCCUCGCAACUCUCAAGAUAUCACACCAGUUGACAAUUCCAUGGACGGCAAUAUCCACCAAAGGCGGAAUUCAUACAGAGGGCAUGAAUCAGAGGACAGCAUGUCUACACUGGCUGGAAGGCGGGGAAUGAGGCCAAAAAUGAUGAUGCCCUUUGACUCUCAGCCACCCCAGCCUGUGAUUAGUGCCCACCCCAUCCAUUCCCUCGAUAACCCUCACCAUCAUUUCCACUCCAGCAGCCUCGCCUCUCCAGCCCGCAGUCAUCUCUACCACCCGGGCAGCCCAUGGCCCAUUGGCACAUCCUUGUCCCUUUCAGACAGGGCCAAUUCCACAGAAUCCGUUCGAAAUACCCCCAGCACUGACACCAUGCCAGCCUCCUCCUCUCAAACGUGCUGUACUGAUCACCAGGAUCCUGAAGGUGCUACCAGCUCCUCCUACCUGGCCAGCUCCCAAGAGGAAGAUUCAGGCCAGAGCCUUCCCACAGCCCACGUUCGCCCUUCCCACCCACUGAAGAGCUUUGCUGUGCCAGCAGUCCCACCCCCAGGACCUCCUACCUACGAUCCUGCAUUGCCAAGCACACCAUUACUGUCCCAGCAAGCUCUGAAUCAUCACAUUCACUCAGUGAAGACAGCCUCCAUUGGGACUUUAGGAAGGAGCCGGCCUCCUAUGCCAGUGGUUGUUCCCAGUGCCCCGGAAGUGCAGGAGACCACGAGGAUGCUGGAAGACUCCGAGAGUAGCUAUGAACCAGAUGAGCUGACCAAAGAGAUGGCCCACCUGGAAGGACUAAUGAAGGACCUAAAUGCCAUCACAACAGCGUGAUGACCUUCACCAGGACACGACUCCAAACCUGAGUCCAGAAGUCUUGGAACUUAGCCUUGAAAACAAGGAAUUGUACAGAGUACGAGAGGACAGCACUUGAGAGCACAGUGAGCCAGCAGACCAGCCAUCACCGCUGCACGGGCCACUCCAGGCAUGGCCACCUGCCUUCUCCUGGUCAUCCUGGAGGAUACCCAUGUUGGGCAGCUUCCCUUUGCCUGCUGAUAACCUGCAGGACUGGGCACCAUGGGCCAAAAUUUUGUGUCCAGGGAAGAGGCGAGAAGUGCAACCUGCAUUUCACUUUGGUCAGGCUGUGUCUUCAUGCUGUAGCUGCAUCACGUUUAUGGAGUGUAGACAUUGGCAUUUAUGGACAAUUUUAUUUGUGUCCUAUUUUA
Molecule: messenger RNA, 5037 nt
Organism: Castor canadensis (American beaver)
Lineage: Eukaryota; Metazoa; Chordata; Mammalia; Rodentia; Castoridae
Source: RefSeq, a predicted model, not a curated record